Neopsephotus bourkii (Bourke's parrot) is the source of this 1289-nucleotide messenger RNA. RefSeq names its product growth hormone 1 (gene GH1). The record is from RefSeq and is a predicted model, not a curated record. The coding region runs from base 379 to 1164 and encodes 261 amino acids. NCBI's taxonomy places the organism in Eukaryota, Metazoa, Chordata, Aves, Psittaciformes, Psittacidae. Gene Ontology annotation, molecular function: hormone activity; growth hormone receptor binding; nucleic acid binding. Gene Ontology annotation, biological process: positive regulation of growth; animal organ development; positive regulation of receptor signaling pathway via JAK-STAT. The transcript has 6 exons. Gene Ontology annotation, cellular component: extracellular region.
GCAGGCAGGGAAACCGGGCGGACACAGCAAGGUCCCCCGUGUGAAAGCACUGAUGUAAUUUUGCGAUGGGUCUUCCUGUGAUGAAGAAACCUUUAUUUGUAAUAAACAAUGGAAUAUGGCAAAAUCAUACCCAGGCAAACAACCUCCCCAACCUUUCCAUCUCUGUAUAAAUGACUGUGAUUAGGGAGCACCAUUGCGAACACUUGUGCAUUUAUGCACACAGAAGAUGCAGAUAUGUUGUUGUGGUCAUGACACACAUAUACAUUUUAAACAGACCCCUGCUAUAUAAGGGAUGGCUCAAUAGUGGCCUUCGUCAGCCUACAUGAAAGGAGGAAACCUUGACUGCCAAGCAGCACCUGAGCAACGAACCGGGCAGCAAUGGCUCCAGGGUCCUGGCUGUCUCCUCUCUUCCUUGCUGUGAUCACUCUGGGACUGCAGUGGCCACAGGAAGCUGCCACCUUCCCGGCCAUGCCCCUUUCCAACCUGUUUGCCAACGCUGUGCUGAGGGCUCAGCACCUUCACCUCCUGGCUGCUGAGACGUACAAAGAGUUCGAACGCACCUAUAUCCCAGAGGACCAAAGACACGCCAACAAAAACUCCCAGGCAGCAUUUUGUUACUCAGAAACCAUCCCUGCUCCCACGGGGAAGGACGAUGCUCAGCAGAAAUCGGACAUGGAGCUGCUUCGGUUCUCACUGGUUCUCAUCCAGUCCUGGCUGAGCCCAGUGCAAUACCUAAGCAAGGUGUUCACCAACAACCUGGUUUUUGGCACCUCAGACCGAGUGUAUGAAAAACUAAAGGACCUGGAAGAAGGGAUCCAAGCUCUGAUGAGGGAGCUGGAGGACCGGAGCCCGCGGGGUCCCCAGAUCCUCAAACCCACCUACGACAAGUUCGACAUCCACCUCCGCACCGAGGACGCGCUGCUGAAGAACUACGGCUUGCUGUCCUGCUUCAAGAAGGACCUGCACAAGGUGGAGACCUACCUGAAGCAUUCCCUGUUCUCAGCGUUUUCCAGGUUCGGGCCGCUCUACUCAGUGCGAGCGCACAGGAACGCAGCCGUGGCAGGGCCUGGCUAUUGCGCUGUUAUCAAGUUCUAUUCAGCUGGAGAUGCCAGCAGAGCCCAGCACGCGUGCAACGGGCAAAGCUGUUUCAGAAGUCCCCCUUGAAGGUAAGCAGAACACACAAGUGAAACCUGCAGGACUUGCACCUCCAGCAGCAGGGUGGAAUCACAUGGAACACUCAGUGGUGUCAGUGAUGCUUCCCGUGCAAAAGGUUUACUGACUUGUGGCUG